AUGAGAUAAAGAUAAACAUAUUAACCAAAUUAUCUCCAGAUCUCCCAAUCAGAAAAACCCAGAAGAAAUGUACAUUCAUAUGGAAAAGAAUUAAAUACUCCAGAUUCAAUUAAACCUUUAAGUGCUUUAAUGAAUUUAAGACUAUUCCUUUAUAAAACCAAACAAAAAUUAGAAUAUAAAUAGGCUAGCCAAUUUACUAGAAAUGAUCCUUUAGUAAAAGAAUAACCUUCUUUUUUAUAUAAUAAAUAGUAAAUAGAAUAAGACAAUUAAAUAAAAUUCCAGGCCUAUUUAGAUGGAGAUUUAUAAGCUGAUGAAUAUUUGACAUUACAAAACUACAAGAGAUUAUAUAAAAUAACUAAGAAUGAUAAUGGAUCUUUUGAUAACACUAAUGAUGAGAUGCCUUAUUAUACACAAAGAGAAAGUGCUUUAAAAAAAUUGAAAGAGAGGAUUAUACAUAGACAUAAUAUGAAUAAAAGAAAAAGAGGUUCUGAAAUUAGCAAUUAAGUUGAUAAUUCAAAAUGUGAUACUCCUAGUAUAUAAUUGGCUAAAUAACUAAAAAAAGUUAUAAUAAGAAAACAUAUGAAUAAAAUUAAUGAAGAAUUAACAGCGUAUCAAAUUCUUAUUAUUUAGAGAAAAUACUUUAAAAAAUUUAAAAAUGGUUUAGAAUGCAGAUUUUGCUGUAUAACAACUAUAAGAAACACUUGAAUAUGAUAAAUCAAUUUAGAGUAGUGUGAAAAAUAAAGUUAAUUCUACUAAGCAUUUAAAAAUAAUAACUAGAAGAAAUAAAACAGAAAUAAAUGAAGAUAAUCAAAAUAGUAGAAUCUAAAUUAGUAAUUAAAUAACUCAUUAAGCUAAUUAAACAAUCUAUGAAUCAUAAUUUAAAGAUAAAAUAAAAUAAUUAAAGUCAAAAACUCUCAAAUUUUCUAAUUCUAAAAUGAACCAAAUAUUUAUUCAAAAAUCUUAAUAAUCAUUCUAAGAUCAAAGAAAAUGUAUAACUGAUAGAUCAUAAUAAUCAUAUAUUUAGAAAAAUAAUUCUAAAUAAAAAUUACAUUAUCAAGGUGAAGAUCAAUUAGAAGAGAGAGAUGAUUCAGCUGAAUCAAGUCUCUGUUCAUUAUUUGAAAAAAAGAUCAAUCAUUUAUAUAAUUAAAGCAUAUUAUUAAAGAAAAAUAUCUCAACUAAAGAUAGUUUGAUUAAACGUAUAAAACAUAUGCAAAGUUUUAAUUAAAUUGUAGGAGAAGCUGUGCAAACAAAUAAUUAAAAAUUAUAUAAAAUUUGA
Messenger RNA from Paramecium pentaurelia, 1276 nucleotides. NCBI's taxonomy places the organism in Eukaryota, Ciliophora, Oligohymenophorea, Peniculida, Parameciidae. The record is from the annotation of a GenBank genome assembly.